UUUGGGCACCAUUAAUAAAACUCAAGCAUGGCUAGAAAUGGGUUGGAGCUGAUCAACCAGCUGCAGGGCGGCAGCACCAACACAAGCAAGAGUUCGAGCCAGUCUCCGAGGGCGCGCUGCCCGGCUCCAUUUUUAUCGAAGACUUAUGAUUUGUUGGAAGAAGGAGCUGCAGCGGAUGAUAGAGAUGGAGAUGGCAAGAGAAUUGUGUCAUGGAAUGGAGAGGGAACUGGGUUUGUUGUAUGGUCUCCUGCCGAGUUCUCCGAGCUCUUGUUGCCUAAAUAUUUCAAGCACAACAACUUCUCCAGCUUCAUUCGCCAGCUUAAUACUUAUGGAUUCAAGAAAACAUCAUCAAAAAUAUGGGAAUUCAAGCACGAGAAGUUCAAGAAGGGGUACAGGAAUAUGCUGGUGGAGAUAAGCAGGAAGAAGUGCGAGCCGAGUGUGUUUCCGGCGUACCUGAAGGCGUCUGAUCAAGAUCAGAGAUCAUCAGAUCAGAGCACGAUGAUGGUGAUGAGUGGUGGGAUGGAGGAGGACAGUAAUCGUGUGCUUCUCCUAAAGGAGAACAAGAAUCUAAGGAAAGAGAAGGCGGAAUUGCAGAUGCAAAUAGCGCAGUACAAGGCACUUGAAAUGAAGUUGUUAGAUUGCCUUGCUCACUACAUGGGAGACGAACACGACCGCAGCAAAGUUAGAAGACUUUCCUGAAAAAUCAAUUAUAAUUAUUUUCUAUUUAUUGGAGCCUUGGUCGUGAAUUUUUUUUUUUUUUUU
This is a messenger RNA of Corylus avellana, 762 nucleotides long. RefSeq names its product heat stress transcription factor A-2c. Gene Ontology annotation, cellular component: nucleus. Gene Ontology annotation, biological process: regulation of transcription by RNA polymerase II. Lineage: Eukaryota; Viridiplantae; Streptophyta; Magnoliopsida; Fagales; Betulaceae. Gene Ontology annotation, molecular function: DNA-binding transcription factor activity; RNA polymerase II cis-regulatory region sequence-specific DNA binding. The record is from RefSeq and is a predicted model, not a curated record.